AUGCUAUUGAUCGCAGACAAACUUGAGUAUGAGGAAGAACAAGAGGAAACUGCAGAGGAAUUUGAGGAAAACAGGCUCAGACGCAGGUAUGAACAUACUGCUGGGCGCCCUCAGACUCCAAGAAAGCGCUUCAACCAUGGGCAAGCAAAGCAGAAUAUUCUUCAUGAUUGGCUUGGCCCAUCACCACUAUAUAGUGAUGAAGAGUUCAAGGGCAAGUUUAGAAUAAGCAGAGCCAGGUUCCAGAAGAUAUUGGAAGACGUCAAAGGCCUCAACAAAUCCUUCUACAGUGAGGCACGAAACAUCACCAACCAACCAGUUGCGUCCAUUGAGGCUAGGCUAUUGCUGGCAUUGGAGUGCCUGGACUAUGGAGUAUCUGCAAAAAGCAUGGCGACUCACUAUAAGAUGUCAGCUAACUUGGCAAUCCAAGCAUGCAAAGAGUUUGACAAUGUCAUUGGCGAGCUCUAUGAGGAGGAAUUCCUCCGUGUGCCAACUGCUGAAGACCUUAGAAACAUUUCCAAAUUACAUGAGAGCAAGUUUGGUGUCAAAGGCCUCUUUGCUUUUCUCGACUGCUGCCAUAGCCAGUGGCACAAAUGCCCGAAGGCUCACCAGGGAAGUUACAAAGGGAAAGAAGGGAAGACCACCAUUGUUCUUGAAGCGGCGAGUGAUUACAACAGAUGGUUCUGGCACACUGCAUAUGGUUUUACAGGAGCAAUGAAUGACAUCAACAUUCUCCGCAGGUCUCCAUUGAUUGAGAGGCUGAUUGAUGGGAGUUUUGUGCAAGUGGAAAAGCAAAGUGGAGUUGUUCCAUUUCAGAUUGGUGAAAACGAAUUUGACAAAUGUUUCUUUCUAACAGAUGGCAUAUAUCCCAAGUAUUCAAGAUUUGUCAAAGGACUGUCAGCGCCAAUCUCACAUGCUGAUAAAAGCUUUAAUAGCUGGCAAGAAGGUGCAAGAAAAGCAAUUGAAGGAGCAUUUGGAAAUCUUGAGCAAAAGUUCAAGUUCUUCUCGUCGCCAAUCAACUUGUGGAACGUGGAUACCAUUGCAAAAAGGGUCAGAACAUGUCUGAUCUUGCACAACAUGACAGUGAGCGAUAGAGUCAUGAAUGGUGAUGUCAAUGCAAGGUAUGAUCCCAGUGCUUCUGUACAGCAUACUGCAGUACACGUUAAUGGUGAUACAGGGGCCAGGCACAACGAUGCUGCUCAUCUUGUCAUUGGUGCAAAUGUGGAGGUGACGCUCGCUGAUGAUAUGGUUCAACUAUGGAAAAGCUUGUAG
Molecule: messenger RNA, 1269 nt
Organism: Cylindrotheca closterium
Lineage: Eukaryota; Bacillariophyta; Bacillariophyceae; Bacillariales; Bacillariaceae
Source: the annotation of a GenBank genome assembly